AUGGCUCCUCGCAACGUCAACCUCCACCCUGAUAACCACCUCCCUGGUGCUCUGGAAUCCGCCGCAUUUGAUGUGGUCGUUAUUGGUUCUGGUCCCGUGGGCCGUCAAGUGGCCUCCAAGACCGCCGAAGCUGGUCUCUCCUCCGUCAUAAUCGAGGAGGAGCUCUGGGGCGGUGAAUGCCCUUUUUGGGCCUGUAUGCCCUCAAAGGCAAUCCUGCGCCCGGGAGAAGCACUUGCCGCUGCUCGUCAGGUUGGAGGGGCUAGGCAGCUGAUUGCAGCUGAUCGACUUGUCGAUGUCCAAGGUGUUUUCGAGCGACGUGACAAAGUCACGCACAAAUGGGACGACGAGUUCUUUGUGAACUUGUCGUUGAAGCAGAAAUGUUCCGUCGUGCGCGGCAAAGGGUCAAUAAUUGCUGAAAAGAAGGUGCUGGUCAAGAACAUUAACGGCCAGGAAAAGACAUUAGUCGCCAACCACGCGGUUGUCAUUGCCACUGGUUCAGACCCAGUCAUCCCUAGGGAGAUCAAGGGCAUUGAUCAGGUCAAUUACUGGACUCCCAGAGAUGCCACCGCAGCAGAUACAGUACCUGAGCAUCUGAUCAUCGUGGGAUCAGGUGUGGUGGGCUGCGAGAUCGCCACCGCAUAUUCGACUUUCGGCAGCAAGGUCACCAUGAUCGGCGCAACAGCUGAGCUUUUGAGCCGUUACGAACCCGAAGCUGGGAAGCGCGUCCGAGAGGCAUUGAAAGCUCGCAAUGUUGACUUUCAUUUGUCUUCAAGAGUGGCCGAGGCCUGGAAAGAAGUCGACGGCAAGAUUUCUGUGAAGCUGGGUUCCGGACAGGUCGUCAAUGGCUCCAACCUCCUCAUAGCCACCGGCAGAAAACCUCGCACAAAGACCAUCGGCUUAGAAAACGUUGGCCUGACUGGUUCUCUGGUCGUCGAUCAGACCAUGUGCGCCUCCGCCGCGGGAGGUGCUUGGAUAUAUGCAAUUGGUGACGCAAACGGCAGGGCUCCUUUGACGCAUAUGGGUGAAUAUCAGGGGCGAAUCGCAGCAGCGGCCAUUAUUGCUCGCGCUGCGGGAGUUGAUUUACAAGGGCCUGAGCCAUGGAGCGAGUUCGCUGCCACAUCAGAUCAGGUCGCCGUUUCGCAGGUCGUGGUGACGGAUCCAAAUGUUGCCACGGUCGGUUUGACUUUGGCGGAAGCUUUGAAAAGCGGCAUAAAGGCCGUGGAGGUGGCUGUGCCAUUCAAUUUCCCAGGUGCUUGGGUAUAUGCUGAGUUCGACUACGACGGCUGGGCUCAAUGGGUCGUAGACUCAGAGAGGAAUGUGCUUGUCGGGGCGACGUUCGUGGGAAGGGAAGUGGGCGAUCUCCUCCAUGGCAGCACCGUUGCAAUUGUUGGUCAAGUUCCUCUUGAUCGACUGAAGCAUGCUGUCCCCAGCUUCCCCACCAGGAGUGAAAUAUAUGGAAUGCUGCUGGAAAAGUGGUUCGAGAUGCGAAAGUAA
Messenger RNA from Fonsecaea multimorphosa CBS 102226, 1494 nucleotides. RefSeq lists its product as uncharacterized. The transcript has a single exon. Gene Ontology annotation, molecular function: dihydrolipoyl dehydrogenase (NADH) activity; flavin adenine dinucleotide binding. Lineage: Eukaryota; Fungi; Ascomycota; Eurotiomycetes; Chaetothyriales; Herpotrichiellaceae. The record is from RefSeq and is a predicted model, not a curated record. The coding region runs from base 1 to 1494 and encodes 497 amino acids.